Messenger RNA from Coniophora puteana RWD-64-598 SS2, 2755 nucleotides. RefSeq lists its product as uncharacterized. Lineage: Eukaryota; Fungi; Basidiomycota; Agaricomycetes; Boletales; Coniophoraceae. Gene Ontology annotation, cellular component: peroxisomal membrane; peroxisomal importomer complex; peroxisome. Bases 14 to 2530 code for a protein of 838 amino acids. The record is from RefSeq and is a predicted model, not a curated record. Gene Ontology annotation, biological process: protein import into peroxisome matrix, docking. The transcript has 4 exons. Gene Ontology annotation, molecular function: protein binding.
GAACGUCCCUGACAUGUCCAGCCCGGCCCUAGCUGAGAUCGGCGGUCGAAGCGGUCACAUAGAACAAACAGACAAAGCGACCAGCGCUUUGUCGUCAGAUCGCGCACGGAUGGAUCUGUCAGCCACCCAGAUGCGGGGGAAUUCCCAAGCGAAGUGGGCUUCUCUGAAAUGGUAUUUGAGAGCGGGAAAAAUGGGAGGGAGGGAGCGCACCGUCUGGCUGCUUUUCUCUCCUCUGCCGUUGAGUUUCGAGAGCACCUUCGUUGACAUGGCUCGUACGACCUCCUUCACGCACGACGUGCCUUAUGGGCUGCGCAGCAAGUCGCGGUCCCAGCCUGCUAUGCCGUACACGCUACGCAGCAUGACCCGAGGUGAGCGGACGGCAGGCCAAGCUGCAAAGAACGCUCAGAAGCCCAUCCACCAUAUUCGCGCCGUCGCGGGGAAGAAUAGACAUCCCAAGACCAAGUCCAGAUCCACGCCUAAAUCGAAGCGCUCGCUCAAGAAAUCAUCGUUCACGAAGUCGCCUACGAAAGCCUUUACGCGUGAGGCUGGGACCAGCGACGACGAGCUCGACGCGGCCGAAGUCGAUCUCAGCCUGAGUUUCACUUCUCUGGAAGCCGGCGUCCCUGGUACACCGCAGAACCAGGCCUCGUUCGCCUCAGAGCAGUCCCUGGCUGCCCCCCGCACGCCCACGGGCAAAAGGCGCCCCCAGCGCGGCGAAGCGCAGCUCUCGACCAUGCUUCUAUCCGACAACACGAACGAAGACGAACUCGGCACCGGCGCCGGCGCGCAGACAGCGACAGAGAGCGACGCCGGGACGCCCGUGAACGGAAACAUGUACGACGGCGUGACGCUCCAUGGGGACGUGUACAGGCGCCUUCUGCUGUUGGGCGCGAGCCCGCGGGGAAAUGUGCCGGAUGGGGUGCUAGAGAGCCGGAUACCCAGUCCGACGCGGAAGGCGGUCGUCGAGGCGGGGGUGCGGUCGUUGUCGGGCGAGAGGCUGCUAGGCGGGUUCAAUUUCGCGAGGGCAGCGGCGCAGGUUCGAGCAGAGGAGCAGGUUCAGGCGCAGGUGCAGGAUCAAGCACCGGUGAGCACUUCGGCAGCAGCGGCGAUGGAGGUGUAUGCGGCGCCGAGCCCGCAGGACACGGUGAGUGAUGACUCGGAGUGGCACGGCAUUCAUGGUGGCCAUGAGCUGGUACGCGUGGACACGGAGAUGAUUGACCAGGACGACGGUGGGGUUGAUGCGAGUCCUGGGAAAAGCGCGGGAUCACUUCAAAUUAUCUUCAACAAAUAUGGUGCUAUGUUCUUCUUGUUUAUGAUGGCGUCUCCUCCAAAACCCUGGGAGCGCGGCUCAGUCGCUGCAGCCCCCGCCCCGCCCCUCCCCUCCUCAGCCGCCCCGACGUCGACAGCGCCGUCGGUACCAUCAAUGGCCGCACCAGCUCCGACUGUCACCUCGUCUGACAUUCCUUCCGUUCCUCCACGCCCCGCUGCCCUAUCAAACCCUUCCAUGUCCACCAUGUCCACCCCCUAUAACUCCCUGUCAAGUCCCUACUCAUCCUCUUACUCAUCACCGUACAACCGACUAGGCAGCAGCUACUCGCCCUAUGGCGGUGGCAUGUACGGUGGCGGCGGCCUCGGUUCGUAUGGAGGGAUGGGCUACGGCGGCUAUGGUGGGGGCGGGUACGGCGGGUACGGCGGGAUGAACAGCAUGUACGGCGGCGGCAUGCCAGGCAUGGGCAUGUACGGAGGCAUGCCAGGCAUGGAUCCCAACAACCCCUCCCUCACCCAGACCCUCGAGUCCACCACCCAACACACCUUCGCCCUCCUACACUCGAUCGUCCAAACCUUCUCGGGCGUCGCCCAGAUGAUCGAGUCCACAUUCAUGGCGACCCACUCGUCCUUCUUCGCCAUGGUCGGCGUCGUCGACCAGUUCGGCCAGCUGCGCAACGCCCUCGGCUCCGUCCUCGGCCUCUUCGGCCUCGUCCGCUGGAUGCGCGAGCUCGUCACCGGCCGCCCCUCACCCCCACCGGGCAUGCAGAACGAGUUCCGCGACUUCGUCGGCGGCAAGCCCGUCCAGGGCCCCAUGGCACCUACAGGCCCAAAACCAAGCCGCAAGCCGCUGAUCAUCUUUUUCCUCGCCAUCUUCGGCAUCCCGUACGCCAUGUCCCGCCUCGUACGCAUCCUCAACGAGCGCGCACAGCAGCAGCAGCAGGAGGCCCUCGCCGCGGGUGGCGGGCAGCCCGGCGCGGGCGGUGCGCUGGGCCCGCUGGACCCGGCGUCGCUCACGUUCGCGCGGGCGCGGUACGUCUUCGAUGCGAGCUCGCCGUCUGAGCUUGCGCUCAAGGAGAACGAGAUCGUCGCGAUCAUGGGCAAGCUCGAUCCCACCACCGGCGCCGAGGUCGACCCGCGCAUCGAGGUGCAGUCUGACUGGUGGAAGGGCCGCACGCGCGACGGCCGUGAGGGGUGGUUCCCACGUGCGUUCGUCGAGGUUCUGGAGCGGCGCAAGGCCGAGGAGCCCAAGAAGGUCGACUGAGCGAUAGAGAGAAGAUGAAUGGAGGUUGUUUGGGGCGCCGCUGGAGGCGAUUUGUACACUCAUGUAUGCGUUUCGUUUUCUAUCUGUUUCUACCUGGCUGUCGUGCGCUCGCUGUCUCUUUCUUGAUUUACCCGCUAGCUCUCUCUCUCUUUGAACCUCUCGCUACAAGGCUCAUGUUCAAAAUCCCCGCUUUAUUCUAUUUAUCGCAUGCAUCCUACGUUUGCC